GACGAGAGCGGUAGUACUGUGCCGUUCGUUUCUAUAUUAAGACCGCCUCCGCUCGGCCUCGGUUCACGAUGCGCGAGCGCACAACGAUAGACCACACAAUAAAAACCAAACGUAGUACAUAUUAUAUUUUUCUCCCGAACUCGAAAUUUGAAAACACUUGACAGAAUCAACGAUUCCAGACCUCUGAAAUGACUGUGAUGUAAAAAGUGAAAAUUUAAAAUUGGGAACCGGGAAAAGGUGCCAAAAUGAAGUUCACACUGGAUGUACUGGGGAUCUUCCUGAAAGUGGUGGUCAAGGUAAACAAAGUGACAUUCGCCCCCCUAGUGGUAUCGACGCUAUUUAUCCUCUUAACAUCUCUGCUCGCGCACUGCGCGCGAAGACUAGUGCAGAAGGUCAUCAAGGAACCUUUUAUAAAGCUACUUCUAGAAGAAUGUAUAGCCGCUGCAGAACUAUGCGGGUGCUGCUUUGAACUAAUUAUUGUUGCGGACAACUUCGGUGUCGGGACAUACGCGAUCUUCCUUUUCGCGCUCACGAUCUGGUGGUCGCUCAACUGGGGCGACGCCACUGCCUGUCCUUACACCCACAUCGAGGAUGUUAUUGAAGGCAAAGGCGACGUUCGCAAAGCAUUACUCAAGACAUGGGCUGAGCUGACCGGUGGUCUAUUGGUGUUCAAGUACGUGCAGAUGUACUGGGCCCUCGAGAUCUCCGACACACAUAAGGACAAAGCUUUCGAAGACUGCAAGGCUGAUUUGCAGGUGCCAGUGCUCUACGGCGCUGUCGUCGAAGGUGUGGCUACAUGCAUGUGUCGGCUAGCUUCGAAGGCGCUGGGAGACCUCAACCCCCGCUUCGCAACCGCCAUAGAUUCCUUCAUUGGAACCUCCUUGGUGGUGGCUGGGGUCCUCACUAGGCACAAGGUAUUCGUCUACCGAUAUCAGGACAAUAGUGCCAAUGCGGACCUAAGUGUGUCGAUCUUUUGCAAAGUCCAUUUAGGAAAAGCGUUUGACUACUCCGGGGGGUAUUUCAACCCAGUGCUCGCCACGUCGCUGAAAGCUGGCUGCGAGGGUCACACCAUGUUAGAGCAUGCAGUCGUUUACUGGAUAGGGGCAUGUGCAGGAUCCAUCCUGUCAGUUUAUAUGUACAAACUUCCAGUAGUCCAGAAAUUCAUUAAGGGCCCAAGCGAAGCUAACGGUGACAGCAUCUGGGCUGACAAGGAGGAUUAAUAUUUCUCAACGCUUUUUAAGAUUUUCUUACAUAUUCCACUUUCUUGUGUAGUCUAUUGAACUGUCUGAAAUUAGUUUUGAUAUCGAAAAAUUACCCAUUAAAAUCAUAAUUUGGAAUUUUGACUAAACAAAAUCUUAAGAUUCCCGAGGACUACAAAGAAUAUUAAAAUAAUAAUAAUGCUACAAAGUGAUACCUUAUUCUAGUCAAUUAUAAUAAUAAAAGCUUGUUCAACGAGAUCCAUAUAAAUAACUUUGUAUUCGAGUGAAAAUUCCUGGAGAGAGUCAUAGAAAAUAGUAAUGUAACUGUUUGUAACCAGUGUAACAUUCUAAUUCAUAAAAAAUAAGUUCAUUCAUUGUAUAUGUCGAAGAAACCUAAUUUUUAUCAUUUUUAUAUUUUUCUGUUGAAUCUUAUACCUACAUGUGUUCUAAAAAUAUAAUAAGUGCUACGUUCUCCCGUUGUAAAUAAAUAAAUUGUUUUAUUUAUUGAA
Ostrinia nubilalis (European corn borer) is the source of this 1708-nucleotide messenger RNA. It is a transcript of the gene AQP, whose product is annotated as aquaporin-11. The coding region runs from base 246 to 1220 and encodes 324 amino acids. The record is from RefSeq and is a predicted model, not a curated record. The transcript is spliced from 8 exons. Lineage: Eukaryota; Metazoa; Arthropoda; Insecta; Lepidoptera; Crambidae. Gene Ontology annotation, molecular function: channel activity. Gene Ontology annotation, cellular component: cytoplasm.